UCACUUCAACUGCGCGUUUACAAUGUCAUUGGCUUGAAUUUGAAUCAUUUAGCCAUGUUUUACUGGCCAAAGUUACUUGUGAAAUAAGUAAUGAUGGACAGCGACAGCUCAGUGUGUGCAGCAAUAAAACACAAACGACAUCUGGGAGCACGUGAGUAAUCCCUCGUUCACGUGACGAAUAGUUUUUAGUCAUGGCCGACGACUACAGGCGACAAGGGUUGGAGUUGGAGAGAAGGAUAUUUGAGUUGGACAUCAAGUGCUCUAGUCUCAGAGCUGAGAAGCAAGACGAUGACUAUUUACAGAACGCGUCAGCCAUACUAGACAAGUUGAAAAGCCAUUUCAGACAAGGAGGGGAAAGUAGCAAUCUUUCCAAGCUGCUUCAGGAUUAUACGCAGGUGAUCCUAGACAUCACAUUUUAUGAAGAGAACAAACUGGUGGACCAGGAGUUUCCUGAGGACUGUUCGCCAUUUAAAAUUCAGCAACUGCUGCAAGACCUGACCGAGCCAGAGGUUUUGACAGGGAGGCUAGCACCAGCGCAAGAGGUGCAGUCCCUGUUGGGCUUAGAGCUGUUGGAAUGCCUCUAUUGGAGACGUGGAGCUCUGCUGUACAUGUACUGUCACACCCUUCAUCAACGAAAGCAGUGGAUCAAGAAAAACAAGGACACAUUCCUUAAGUGUAUUCAGGAAGGUGUGCGUUACUUGAUGCGGAUGCUGCAGGUGAGAAACUCUGUGAAGCUCAACGAUGGGGUAGUGCUUCAUGACACUGCUACAGCAGGCUUCUUAUCUGAAGGCAUCUUCUCAGACACACACCUGCUGACAAUGAUGUACAUUGGGGAAAUGUGUUUCUGGGCAGUUAAGUACGAGGACUGCAGCGCUGACAGUAUGGACCGGAAAGAAGAUCGCCUUCAGUUUCGGGACAUUGGCACUCAAAUUCUCAACAAAUAUGUGCUUGCCUGUGAGGGCCCUCUGCAGGGUCAGGGUUGGAACACAGAAAAUGCCAAGGAAAUCCUUAGUAUUUUACAGUGAAUCUGUUAAAGUUGCCCCCAGACACAGAUCUAAUUUCAGUGUUCAUUAGUGUCAACCCUAAAUAAAAAUUGAACCCAUCCGGUGGGGUGUAAUGUUGUGGAAGGUUGAGGGAAGGCACAUGGAGUAUGUGAAGAAAUUAGUCUUUCGAUCAGUGUCUACUGGCAACAUCAUCCAAUGCCAAAUGGCCCAUGGCCAAAGCACAUCAAUGAGAAAGUAAAGGAGAGGAGGUGUAAAACUGGCAGGUGCUGCAGAGGAGGCUGUUGAGUAAUUAUUUGCCCUGUCCUGCUGAAAAAGCAGUUAUCAUCCUGAUUACAGACUGUUGACUGGGGCACCUGCUUUGCUCUAAGAAUGUCAUUAUAAAUAUAUUAAUAUAAAAAAGUUAUUAAUGAAAUUGACAUUUUUUUUGAUUCCUUUUCUAAAAUAUUGUUACAAGUUUUAAGAUAAUCCAGCUGGAAAAGAGACAUUGCACAGUAACCUUUUAUUUAUUUUGUUUUGUUUCCAUUUUGUUAUGCUUUUAAUAUAAUUUACAGAUACCUUAAAUAUGUGUGUAUGAACUACACACACGAGAGGCAAAGUGUUGACAAUGUAUUCAUGACCAUUUAAAGUAUGUUCAGAUUUGUUCAUGUACCAGCUUUGUAAUGAGCCACUUGUAUUCCCAUCUAUUGCAAGUUCAAUUUUUCUGCCUCUUGAGUAUCUUUGAUAGUAUAACUAUAAGUAGAGACUGUGUUGUUUGGAUGAAAAUCAAUUUCUGUUUUUUAAUGUCCUUGGUGACAAUAAACACGUCUGUUGUUUUAAAA
Messenger RNA from Solea senegalensis (Senegalese sole), 1822 nucleotides. It is a transcript of the gene rimoc1, whose product is annotated as linkage group 5 C5orf51 homolog. The transcript has 6 exons. The record is from RefSeq and is a predicted model, not a curated record. Gene Ontology annotation, biological process: mitophagy. Lineage: Eukaryota; Metazoa; Chordata; Actinopteri; Pleuronectiformes; Soleidae. The coding region runs from base 192 to 1025 and encodes 277 amino acids.